UUAUCGAUUUCUUGAUCAUUAUUCUGGUCUUACAAUUCAUUUUUCUUCAUAGAGAGUACAAGUGCAACGAAAAGGUAUUAGCAAGGUGCUGUCUUGUCUAAAUUCAUUAACCAGGUGCCUCAUCAAUCAAUCCAGAUUCUCUUGUGUUCUUCUUCAAUGGCUGUUUCAAUGGUCCAUCACCAGGAGUCUUCCUUGUCAGAUUCUCAAUACACAUAUGAUGUAUUAUUGAGUUUUAGAGGUGCAGAUACGCGUAAGAAUUUUACGGAUCACCUUUACAUGGCUUUGGUGCAAGCAGGGAUUCAUACAUUUAGAGAUGAUGAUGAAAUUGGGAAAGGGGAGAACAUAAAAAAUGAAAUUGAAAGAGCAAUAUAUGAGUCAAAAAUAUCUAUCAUUGUCUUCUCAAAGAAUUAUGCUUCAUCAACAUGGUGCCUUAAUGAACUUGUAAAGAUAAUGGAACAUAGCAAAUUCUCCAAACACAUUGUUUUGCCAAUUUUCUAUGACGUAAAUCCAUCUCAAGUCAAGAAGCAGACAGGGAGUUUUGCAGCAGCGUUUGCUGGACAUGAAGAGAGCUUCAAGUCUGAUAUGGACACGGUACAAAGAUGGAGGGCUGCUUUAACAGAAGUUGCGGAUUUGGGAGGCAUGCUUCUAGAAGACGGGCAUGAGUGGCAGUUUAUUCAAGAUAUUAUUAAACAGGUUCAAAAUAAACUCCAUCACACCGCUUUAUAUGUCCCUCCUAUUGUGGUUGGAAUAGAUUCUCUUGUGACGUGCAUUAAUUGGUGGUUGGGAGAUGGAUCAAAUAAGGUUGGCAUAGCAACAAUUUGUGGAAUUGGAGGGAUUGGGAAGACAACCAUUGCCAAAAUUGUUUACAAUCUUAACAUCCAAAGAUUUGAAAGUUACAGUUUCCUUGCUGAUGUUAGAGAGAUUACUCAAGAACGCAAGGGCCUAGUUCGUUUGCAAAGACAACUUAUUUCAGAUAUCUUGAAGGGCAAAGUAAACAAAAUUCACAAUUCAGAUGAUGGAAUCACUAAGAUCAAAGAAGCUAUAUAUCGUAGACGUGUGCUUCUGGUGCUAGAUGAUGUGGAUGAUUCGGAAAAAAUAACUAAAAUAAUUGGAGCACAAAUUCCUUUUCAUCGAGGGAGUAAAAUCAUCAUAACUAGCAGACAUCGAUGUUUACUGAGUGAUCCUUUUAUUAGGCAGAUGUUUGAUCUUGAAGCAUCAUCAAGUUAUGGAGAGUUAUGUAAGGUAUUUGAGGUAAAAGAAUUAGCUUUUAAUGAUUCUCUUCAACUUUUUAAGUGGUAUGCCUUUGGACAGUGUCAUCCAAUUGACAGUUAUAUGGAAUAUGUAAAGAGUGUAGUGGAACACUAUGGUGGGCUUCCAUUAGCUCUUCAAGUUUUAGGUUCUUCUCUAUCUGGUAAAAGUAUAAAUGUGUGGAGAAGUGCAUUAGAGAAAUUGAAAGCAAUCCCUGAUAGCAAAAUUCAAAAGAUUCUAAGAAUAAGCUAUGAUUCUCUACAAGAUGAUCAUGAUAAAAAUCUAUUCCUUGACAUAGCUUGUGUAUUCGUCGGGAAGGAUAAAGAUUACACAACUACAAUUCUAGAUGAGUGUGAUUACUAUACAGCAAUUGGUAUUGAAAAUCUCAUAAAUAGGUCUCUUUUAGUUGUUAAUGAAAAAAACAAGCUAAUGAUGCAUCAAAUGAUUAGAGAGAUAGGAAGGAACAUUAUUCGUCAAGAAUCUCCUAACCUUGGGAAACGAAGUAGGUUGUGGCAUAAGGACGCAUUUGAUGCAUUAAGAGAAAAAAAUGGUACGAAAACAAUUAGGUGCCUUACCAUUGACCUACAUAGAUUGCUGGAAGACAAGUAUGGAAAGACAAUUUCAAAUCAUUCAAAAAAUCCACUUCUCAUGUCAACUGAGGAAGAUAUAGAAACUGACGCAUUUGCAAAGAUGCAGAGACUUAAACUACUUCAGCUAGAUUAUGUAAAACUUAAAGGAGACUACAAAGACUUUCUGAGAAGCUUAAUAUGGUUGUGUUGGCAUGGAUUUCCUCUAGAAUAUCUUCCUAAAAAUUUAUAUAUUUCCAAGCUAGUUGUUCUUGAGAUGCACAACAGUAGCCUUAAACGUGUUUGGAAUGACACAAAGUACUUUCUCCCAAAUUUGAAGAUCCUUAAUCUCAGUCACUCCCAUGGCCUUCUCAAAAUCCUUAACUUAUCAUGUCUUCAUAGUCUUGAGAGGUUGAUAUUGAAAGACUGCAUAAAGUUGAUUACAGUUGAUCAAUCCAUUGGUGAGAUAAAAACUCUUACUAUUUUAAACCUUAAAGGUUGCAAAAGUCUUAAGAAGCUUCCAAGGACAAUUGGUUCAGUAGAAUCUUUGGAAGAACUUAUUUUAUCUGGUUGCUCAACACUUGAUGAUGUGCCUAGGGAUUUGCAAAAUAUGAAAUCAUUGAAGGUGCUUAAUUUAGAUGGAACUGCUAUUUGUGAAUCAAAUUCGUGGUUGUCUUGGCUAUCAUUGAAAAUAAGCAAAGGGUUGGGUUUUUUUUGGGUAUCUUUGCCAUGUUCUUUGGUAAAGUUGAGCCUUCAAAGUUGCAGACUAUCUGAUGAUGUUGUGCCCGCUGAUUUUAGCCACUUACCUUCCUUGAAAUCGUUAAAUUUAAGUAGAAGCCCAAUUCAUAGCCUUCCUGAGAGCAUUAUCCACCUUACAAAGCUUGACGAACUUUUGCUGACUUGUUGCAAAGAGCUCCAAAGGCUUCCAAAGCUUCCAACGAAUGGCUUGCUCGUGAAAAGGUCUCAAUCGUCGUACAGAAUUUCAAGUUUGUCGUACUUAUUAAAUUUGAAAAGGUGUAUUGUUUUUGGUUGUGAAAAGCUAACUGAGGUUGAAAGUGUGUUUAAGUUGGUACCAAUUGAAAACUUUGAAGUGGAACAGAUCAAAAGCUUAUUCAAUAUGGACUUAAUCAAAAGUAUCCAAUUGGAAAUUUAUAGCUAUAUUACGGACACAAGGAUGGUUACUACUCCACAGGUAUUUCAUGAUUGCGGCAUAACUAGUUGCUUUAUCUCUGGAAGUGAGGUUCCAAUCUGGUUUGAGUAUCAUUCUGAAGGGUCUAAAAUUUCAUUUUCUUUGCCACAAAAUCCCAGUGAAAAAGUUAGUUGGCUAAACCUAUGCAUAGUCUAUUCUCUUGUUAGCGAUGAAAUAUUUGAGUUUCUACCAUCGGUGCAUAUUAUCAAUGAGACCAAGAAGUUGACGUGGUCUUAUUUCUCAAGUUUCCUUGGAAUUCCUGAAACCAAUAGUAACACAAUCUUAUGGCUAAUCCAUUGGCCAGUAAAGGAUUACCAAUUGGAAAAUGGUGAUUUGGUGACUUGCAAAUUAUCAACUUUUGGUUUGAACGUAAGAGAAUUUGGUGUUACAUGUGUAUCAGAAACCAAGGAAAUGUAUGAAGACGACACUCCACAAUACUCUCAAGAAAAUGAAGGUACUUGGAAAGAGAUUGAGUUGAAAGUAAAUGAAGAGUUACUCAAAUUGGACACCAGUGGAAACAUUAGAAUGCAAAUUGACAAUUAUUUAGAGGAAUCAAAAAUGAUUGCUUCCCCUCAGGUGUUAUAUGAUUGUGGAAUAAUUAGCAUAUAUGGUACAUACGGUUUUCCGGAGGGUAGGUACAGCCAUCAUGCUACUGGGAACAAGGUUUCAUUUAUAGUACCUCGAAGCUCUGGUCAUCAUAUUGGCUAUCUAAACUUGAUGGCCAUUCUUUUUGCUGAAGAUGAUCAAAUAUUUGAUUUUUUAUCUCGUAUUGAGAUUGUCAAUAAGACCAAAGAUACCAAAUGGAUCCAUCAUAAAUGUUUCAUUGGAAUUCCUAAAAUCAAGAACAACAUUUAUUGGUUUAGUUCUUGGAGAUUUAUGGGUGAAUUGGAAGAUGGUGAUCAAGUAAGCUGUACAGUAUUUUUCGAUUUAUGUGUAAAAGCAUGUGCCAUUGAUCUCAUAUAUGAGCUGGAUGACGACCUUCUACAUAAAUGCAACUCUGGUUAUCAACAUUUAGGAGGUAAAACUACAAGUUCUUAUUGGCUUUUUCCACUUUUUGUAUAUCACUUGUUCAAGUCACAAAGGGCUCUUUAUAGAAUUCAGAGUUUAAAUAAAUUAGAGUAAUUAUAUGUAAGAUCUUGUUAGAGCAAAGGACAAUUCAUCUACCUCUUCUUGUAAUUAAAAGAUUCAUGCCCUCAUAUCAA
Messenger RNA from Theobroma cacao (cacao), 4205 nucleotides. Its product is annotated as disease resistance protein RPV1-like. The record is from RefSeq and is a predicted model, not a curated record. Gene Ontology annotation, biological process: signal transduction; defense response. Gene Ontology annotation, molecular function: protein binding; ADP binding. NCBI's taxonomy places the organism in Eukaryota, Viridiplantae, Streptophyta, Magnoliopsida, Malvales, Malvaceae.